Colletotrichum karsti is the source of this 2106-nucleotide messenger RNA. RefSeq names its product usp domain-containing protein. The transcript is spliced from 3 exons. Bases 1 to 2106 code for a protein of 701 amino acids. Lineage: Eukaryota; Fungi; Ascomycota; Sordariomycetes; Glomerellales; Glomerellaceae. The record is from RefSeq and is a predicted model, not a curated record.
AUGUCGCGCCACCAACCCAUGAGCAUGGAGGCCAUGCUGGACGAGGAGAGAAGAGAUGUGCUGGCCCUGCUCGAGGGUAAUGCCGCCCGACCCAGCUACUCUCCCGUCUCUGCACGCUCGCCCUCGCCCUAUACCUCCCCUCGCUCCCCCGUGAGGAGCAUGCUGGACAUUGGCGAUAGCACCGCGAAAAAGAGCCCAGCCAGGACCAACGUAGUCCCGAUGCGCAGCAUGCUGGAUAUCGACGUUCCUCCAGCCCCAGUUAGGAGCAUGCUGGAUAUCGACACCUCUGCCCCCAAACAGGCCGCCAGCGCUGGCCCCAGCUCUCCCGUAGAGUCUCGCGCACCUCAUCCAAGGACGUUUUCCGACUCUCACUCAGGCCCAAAGCCCAACUUCGGCCCGCGCGCUCCCAUCAACCGCCUGGAUCCCACAGACUACCAGUUCUCCGAUAUUGCUACUAACAACAUCGGACAAGCCAUGCCGAAGCGCAACACGCAAGCUGGCAAGAAGCCCUCCGCCAUGGCCGAUGUCAUGCGAGGCAACGAGAUACCCGGUAUCGUCCUGCCGGGAGACAGGGCCCGACACGGCUCUAUCGCCUCCAACCCCGUUCCCAGAAACGCUAGAAGCUCGAGUAGGGGCCACAACAGCAAGUCCAAGUCUCCUCACGGCAGAUUUGGCAUGCGUUCCCCGUCUCCCAACGUCAGUGGUCGCUUCCAGCAGAUCCCAGGAACUGCCGUGCUGGACGAUGGCCGCGUUGUGGACAUUUCCACCGCCUAUCGCAAACUCUCCGAUGCCAACCUGGCCUUCUCGGGCGGCAACUUGGGAGAGCUGGCCAUGCGUAAAAAGUCCAACGCCGUCGAUCGAAACGGAGGUCGAUUGGUCAAAGACUAUCUUAGCCCUGACGGAGAAGAGAUUGAGGAGAGCAGCGAUGAUGAGAACAGCUACUCGGACGAAGAACAGAGAGGUCGUAAGAUGGCCCCGCGCGCCGACGACAGCGCCAGCAAGUCUCCCGCUGGUGAAAAAGGCGAGCGCAAGACUUUGAGUUUGUUGGCGGCCGCGGAGGAAGAGCGCAUCGAAGUUAGUUCCCAGCGGCCACAGUAUCAGUACAAGUCACUGCUGGACGACCCGCAAAUCACUCUCACGACCCCCACAGGCGAGAAGACGAAACCGUCUAAGCCCAGCGUGCAUCCCACCACGGCAUUCGACCAGGGCCCCGGGUCAGGCCCGGCUUCAGCUGUCAACUCUGAUGACGAGGAGGCGCUCACGGAUAUCAAGCGGGCACAGAGAUUAGCCUUCCGGUAUCAGGAGGUCCGAAAUCAGAGCGAGCAUUCCAGGACGCUUCUCACCUUCUACCGCGGAGAGUGGGACAACAUCCAGAAGAACGCCGAGGAGGAGCAUCAUAGGUUGAGAAAGUACCUUGUGGCGACUGACCUCAGCGACGAGUCGACUCAUGCCCUGGAAUGGGCCAUCGGCACGGUGCUUCGAGAUGGCGACACCCUCAUUUGCAUGUACUGCGUGGAUGAGGAGACUGGCAUUUAUUCGACGGACGGGGUAAUGGUGCCGGACGACCCCAAGGCGCAUAAGGAGCAGGCCGCCGCCAUCAACGCUGUUUCGAACUCGAGGACGCCGCCGCCAACGUCGUCUGCUCCGUCGUUCCCGUCUAUCACCCGUGCUUCGGCGUUGAGCAGUGAAUCGCGUAACACGCCGUCCCCGGCGCCGUCCAGUCGGGAGCGUGACCGAGCGGAGGAGGAGAGAUAUCGGGCCGUCAACGACAUCACGGAGCGGGUGACGAAGCUCCUGCGCAAGACUAGACUUCAGGUGCGGGUGAUUGUGGAGGUCCUGCACUGCAAGAACCCCAAACACCUGAUUACCGAGAUCAUCGACCUGGUCAACCCUACUCUGGUGAUUCUGGGUAGCCGUGGACGCAGUGCACUGAAGGGCGUCAUCUUAGGAUCGUUCUCGAACUACCUAGUGACCAAGAGCUCUGUUCCUGUCAUGGUUGCUCGCAAACGCUUGCGGAAACAGAGCAAGUACAAGAGACCAGUAAAACAGGUCAACAUGAUUCACACUCCGGGAGCGAAAAGCCUAGCCAACGCGAAGGUUGACUAG